AUGGCUAGUGAACAUAUGUUGGGCGCUGAAGAUGAUGAUGUUCAGUUUAUGCGAACGGAAGAUCAUCUAUGUUUAAGUUGUGUGCCUGUAUCAGGCGUAAAACGAAUGGCUUUAUCGGGUGAAGUAUUUGGAAAUCGAAUGUGUUAUCUUGAAGAUAUAUCAAAUGAGGUUUGUUGUCCUGAUUUGGCGUCAUGUAUAUUUGUACUCGAACAAGCUGUAUCAGUUCGAGCUUUGCAAGAAAUGGUCAAUACAACCUCAACCGAACAAUCAUCUGCAAGUCAAGGAGGUCAAACAACAUUUCGAACAUUAUUAUACGGUCAUGCUGUUCUUCUUCGACAUUAUCAUAGUCAAAUGUACUUGAGUUGUCUAUCGACAAGUACAUCAAAUGACAAGCUCGCUUUUGAUGUAGGCUUAAAAGAAGAUGCACAAGGCGAAUCUUGUUGGUGGACUAUUCAUCCAGCAUCAAAACAAAGAAGUGAAGGCGAAAAAGUGCGCUUCAAUGAUGAUGUUAUUUUGGUUUCAGUUUUCUCUGAACGAUAUCUUCAUGCAUAUAUGUCAAUAAAUGAACGUGGACGAGUUAAUGCAUCAUUUCGUCAACAAGUAUGGAGUCUUGUACCUAUAUCAAGUGGUGUAGCACGUGUUAAAAAUCCUGGUUUUGUACUUGGUGGAGAUGUUAUACGAUUAAUGCAUGGAAAUAUGGAUCAUUGUAUUACAACACCACCACCAGAUUCUCAAGUUAUUGAUGAUUCUGGAAGUUUAUUCAUUAAAAGUGGUGCUGCUUGUCAUCAAGCUCGAUCCUUAUGGCGUAUUGAAUGUUUUAAAAUUAAAUGGUAUAGUGGUUUUGUUGGUUGGAGUUCAUUAGUUCGCCUUCGACAUGUUACCUCAGGUCUUUAUUUAGCUGUUAUUGGUGAUGACCAUGGUCCGAAAGUAACAUGUAUAUCGAAGAAGAAUGCCAGUGCGAUUGCCGUAACAUUCGAAAUGAAAAUGUCGAAAGAAAAACAAACUGAAGAAAUAGCCGAACAAGAAAAUUUAGGUGUACCGACAGUAAAAUAUGGUGAUACAAUUGUUUUUAUACGUCAUGUUGAUUCCGAUCUUUGGAUUAGUUAUGAAACACUAGAAUUAACAAUAAAAGGCAUUGGAAAAGUUGAAGAAAAACGGAUCAUCCCAGCUGUUGAAGGUCAUAUGGAUGAUUGUUUUCGUCUUGUGCGAGCACAAGAGCAAGAACAAAAGACUGCUUUAGUUAUUCGAAUAUGUAACGCUAUUCUUGGAAGAUUUAAUCGAACUGAUCCAAUGUCAAUAGAUGCCGAAGCCGUGAAUCAUUUUUUAAGUAAAAGUGAUGUUGUACAAGCAUUAUUACAAGAUUUAAUUGGUUUUUUUUCUCAACCAUCACAAUCACUUGAUCAUGAGGAAAGACAAAUACGUCUUAAAGCAUUACGAAAUCGACAAGAUUUGUUCCAAGAAGAAGGAAUGAUUCGAAUAUUAAUAGCAGCAAUAAAUUUUUUUAGUGAACGUAGAGAUAAAACAUUAUUAUUAGAAGGCGUAGAAGAAAAAAUAGAAGAUAUAACGAAUAAACUUUAUGUUGUUUUGGCUGCAUUAAUUAAAGGUAAUCGAGCUAAUUGUUCAAAUUUUGCACAAAGUGCUAGACUUAAUUGGCUUGUUAAUCGUUUACAAUCCCAACAAGCAUCAAGUGGAGUAUUAGAAGUUCUUCAUAGUGUACUUAUUGAUAGUCCUGAAGUAUUAAAUAUGAUUACAGAAUCUCAUAUACUUGCUAUUAUUGGAUUACUCGAUCGAAAUGGUCGUGAUCCAAAAGUACUUGAUGUACUUUGUUCAUUGUGUGUUAAUAAUGGUGUAGCUGUUCGUGCUAAUCAAAAUCUUAUUUGUGAAAAUAUUUUACAAAGACGAGAUCUUCUAUUACAAACUGCAUUAGUUGAUCAUGUUGCAUGGUAA
Rotaria sp. Silwood2 is the source of this 1947-nucleotide messenger RNA. The record is from the annotation of a GenBank genome assembly. Lineage: Eukaryota; Metazoa; Rotifera; Eurotatoria; Philodinida; Philodinidae.